This is a messenger RNA of Conger conger (European conger), 957 nucleotides long. RefSeq lists its product as uncharacterized. NCBI's taxonomy places the organism in Eukaryota, Metazoa, Chordata, Actinopteri, Anguilliformes, Congridae. The coding region runs from base 1 to 957 and encodes 318 amino acids. The record is from RefSeq and is a predicted model, not a curated record. The transcript is spliced from 2 exons.
AUGGAAGAAAGGAAGAACAGGAGGGCACGGGACACCUCCACCGUUUCCACAGACAGCGAAGGCCCGACCCUACGCCCCGGCGUGCCCGACCCCACGCCCGGCGUGCCCGACCCUACGCCCGGCGUGCCCGACCCCACGCCCGGCGUGCCCGACCCUACGCCCGACGUGCCCGACCCUACGCCCGACGUGCCCGACCCUACGCCCGGCGUGCCCGACCCCACGCCCCGGCGUGCCCGACCCUACGCCCGGCGUGCCCGACCCCACGCCCGGCGUGCCCGACCCUACGCCCGACGUGCCCGACCCUACGCCCGACGUGCCCGACCCUACGCCCGGCGUGCCCGACCCUACGCCCGGCGUGCCCGACCCCACGCCCCGGCGUGCCCGACCCUACGCCCGACGUGCCCGACCCUACGCCCGGCGUGCCCGACCCCACGCCCCGGCGUGCCCGACCCCACGCCCCGGCGUGCCCGACCCUACGCCCGGCGUGCCCGACCCCACGCCCCGGCGUGCCCGACCCUACGCCCGACGUGCCCGACCCCACGCCCCGGCGUGCCCGACCCUACGCCCGGCGUGCCCGACCCCACGCCCCGGCGUGCCCGACCCUACGCCCGGCGUGCCCGACCCCACGCCCCGGCGUGCCCGACCCCACGCCCGGCGUACCCGACCCUACGCCCGGCGUGCCCGACCCCACGCCCGGCGUACCCGACCCUACGCCCGGCGUGCCCGACCCCACGCCCCGGCGUGCCCGACCCUACGCCCGGCGUGCCCGACCCUGGUGAGAGGCAGAAAAGGUCAGAGAGCCGGGCUGCACACCCCUCACCACCUCCUCCCAACAGCGGGCGAUCACGUUCAUGCCUAGGAUCGCAUUAUCCCACCCCAGGCAUUGAUCUCGGACGACGAUCACCCCCUUCCCCGGGAUCAUCACGCCCCCAAACAACAAAAUCCAUGAGGGCAUAG